UUUUUUUUUUUUUCCAUAUUUAAAAUGUCGAACAAUGUCAAUUCCGAAGAUACAUUAAACUCUUCGAAUCCUUCGAUUUCGAACAAAAGCCGUAGCUCUAUCGAUCAUGGUUUUAAGACGCCUAGUAUGGGUUUGUAUGGAGAAGCAGGUAAGGUGGUUCAAGCAGCAGCUGAGAGUAUCCCUCAACUUAUGCUUGUCUGGAUGAAUGAACGUAAUGCACCUGAGUUAUUGCCGUACGAAAGAACUUUAGUGGAACCCUUGAUUGACGCUAUUGAAAAACAGGCUGAAUAUAUCAUGGACAAAGUGGACGACAAACUUAUGAUUAUGAUUUUUCAGACCGAAAUCGAAAGAAUCAAAUACCUAAUCAAGAGUUAUUUACGCACACGAUUAUUCAAGAUGGAGAAAUAUUCACUCUACAUUUUACGACGACCCGAUUUGCAAGAACUGUUAUCAUCGCAGGAGAUUAUCUAUGUACGAAGAUACCAAGAGUUAAUAGAGAGCCACAACCACAAUUCAUUUUUACAUCAAAUACCAUUAUCACAACAUCGACAGGAUGAGAAGAGUGGUGAUAUGAACAUGGUGGUUGAACCCAAUUUUGAAGCGGCUGUCUUUUGCAAAGCUCUGAUCACAGUAGGCGAAAUAGAUCUUGUCCGUCGAACCAUGAUCCAUACUGUUUUAUUCGAAAAGGAUGACAUUAUAUUUGUACGUUAUCGUGACAUCCGACAACUUUUGCUAGAAAAGAAAGUUAGACUGAUUUAAGAUGACAUCAGAAAAUAGGAAAUAAAUAAAAAAUAAAAGAAACCUAAAUAAAUCUAA
This is a messenger RNA of Mucor mucedo, 816 nucleotides long. RefSeq lists its product as uncharacterized. Gene Ontology annotation, biological process: double-strand break repair via break-induced replication; DNA-templated DNA replication. The coding region runs from base 25 to 759 and encodes 244 amino acids. Gene Ontology annotation, cellular component: GINS complex. Lineage: Eukaryota; Fungi; Mucoromycota; Mucoromycetes; Mucorales; Mucoraceae. The record is from RefSeq and is a predicted model, not a curated record. The transcript is spliced from 4 exons.